CCGCCGCGGCCGGGAGAUGUGCCCAGAGGAAGGCGGUGAGGCCGGGCUGGGGGAGCUCCGCUCCUGGUGGGAAGUCCCGGCCAUCGCGCACUUCUGCUCGCUCUUUCGCACGGCGUUCCGCCUGCCCGACUUUGAGAUCGAGGAGUUAGAAGCAGCUCUUCACAGAGAUGAUGUAGAGUUUAUCAGUGACCUGAUCACCUGCUUGCUUCAAGGCUGCUAUCAACGAAGGGAUAUCACGCCUCAGACAUUCCACAGCUACCUAGAGGACAUCAUAAACUACCGCUGGGAACUGGAGGAAGGGAAGCCCAACCCGCUGAGAGAAGCCAGUUUCCAAGAUCUGCCUCUUCGCACUCGUGUGGAGAUCCUACACCGCCUCUGUGAUUACCGGCUAGAUGCAGAUGAUGUCUUCGAUCUUCUCAAGGGUCUAGAUGCAGACAGUCUCCGCGUGGAGCCAUUAGGUGAAGAUAAUUCUGGGGCACUAUAUUGGUAUUUCUAUGGAACUCGAAUGUACAAGGAGGACCCAAUACAAGGAAAAUCCAACAGAGAACUCUCUUUGAGCAGGGAAAGUGAAGGACAAAAAAAUGUCUCAGGUGUUCCUGGGAAAACAGGAAAAAGAAGAGGAAGACCCCCCAAACGGAAGAAACUACAGGAGGAGAGUAUAGUGAGUGAAAAGCAGGAAGAAAACUCCUUGGCAUCUGAGCCACAGACAAGAAAUGGGUCCCAAGGGCCAGGUCAAGGCACUUGGUGGCUCCUCUGCCAAACAGAAGAAGAAUGGAGACAGGUCACUGAGAGUUUUCGGGAGAGGACCUCCCUUCGAGAAAGGCAACUCUAUAAGCUCCUCAGCGAGGACUUUCUACCCGAGAUCUGCAACAUGAUUGCCCAAAAGGGAAAGCAUCCACAGCACACAAAGGCAGAGUUGCAACCAAGGUGGAUGUCUGACCACCUGUCCACCAAAUCCGUCAAGCAAGAGGAGACUCCAGUGCUUACCAGAAUAGAAAAACAGAAGCGCAAAGAGGAGGAAGAAGAACGUCAACUUCUUCUAGCAGUGCAGAAGAAGGAGCAAGAGCAGAUGCUAAAGGAAGAGAAGAAACGGGAGUUGGAGGAAAAGGUCAAGGCAGUAGAAGACCGAGCUAAGAGGAGAAAGCUCAGGGAAGAAAGGGCAUGGCUGCUGGCCCAAGGGAAGGAGCUCCCCCCAGAGCUUUCCCACCUGGACCCUAAUUCCCCCAUGAGGGAAGAAAAAAAGGCUAAAGACCUCUUUGAGUUGGAUGAUGAUUUCACCGCCAUGUAUAAAGUUCUAGAUGUGGUGAAAGCUCACAAGGAUUCCUGGCCGUUUUUGGAACCUGUGGAUGAAUCAUAUGCCCCAAACUAUUAUCAGAUUAUUAAGAUCCCAAUGGAUAUUUCAAGCAUGGAGAAGAAACUAAAUGGAGGUUUAUACUGUACCAAGGAGGAAUUUGUAAAUGACAUGAAGACUAUGUUCAGGAAUUGUCGAAAAUAUAAUGGGGAAAGUAGUGAGUAUACCAAGAUGUCGGAUAAUUUAGAGAGGUGUUUCCAUCGGGCAAUGAUGAAGCAUUUUCCUGGCGAAGAUGGAGACACAGAUGAAGAAUAUUGGAUCAGAGAGGAUGAAAAGCGGGAGAAGAGACGCAGUCGGGCUGGGCGAAGUGGUGGAAGCCACGUAUGCACCCGCUCCAGGGACUCCGAAGGGCCCAGCAGGAAACAGCAGCCUGUGGAGAACGGAGGAAAGUCAUUGCCGCCUGCACGCCGAGCUCCCUCUUCUGGGGAUGAUCAGAGCAGCAGCUCCACACAGCUCCCUCUGGAGGUGGGCACCUCAAAUAGCCGAGUCCUUCCUCGUCCCCUGCAUUAUGGUGGGAUGCCCAACCAGGCAUCCCUUUUAAACCAGAUGAGGCCAGCAGUACCAGGAACAUUUGGCCAUCUUCAAGGAUCAGAUCCUGCCAACUUAUAUGUCCCCUCUAGAGUCCCAGAACCACACCCUGGAGAGCCUAUACAGCAGCACCAGCCUUUUGCCAUGCAGCCUCCAGUUGGAAUUAACAAACACCGAGGACCCAGGCUGGGCAUGCCUGAAGAGAAGCAAGUGUGUGGGGGACUGAGGCACCUUUCUAACAUGGGAUCACAUCCUGGAUCCUUGCCUCUUGGGCAGAUGAGUGGCCCCAGUCAGGAUGGAAAUAUGUAUUCCUUAACUCAAUUCCAGCCAGCAUUUAUUCCACCCAGACAUGGAGGGGUUCCAGUCCGACCCCCAGACUUUCCUGAAAGCUCAGAAAUUUCUCCCAGCCACAUGUACCGAUCAUACAAAUACCUGAAUCGAGUACACCCUGCUGUCUGGAAUGGGAACCACGGUGCUACAAACCCAAGACCCUUAGGGCCAGAUGAUAAGCCCCUCAUGGGACCAGGACCCUCUCACCAGCCUCGUACUCUUGGUCACAUGAUGGAUUCCCGAGUGAUGAGACCACCUCUUCCUCCAAACCAGUGGACUGAACAGUCAAGCUUUCUACCUCAUGGUGUUCCUUCUUCAGGGUAUAUGCGACCACCCUGUAAAUCUGGUGGGCAUCGGUUACAGCCACCUCUAGCACCAAAUCCCCUGUUUGGAGCACCCUCCCAGGUUCUGCGAGGGGUGCAAGGAGGGGACUCCAUGAUGGACAGCCCAGAGAUGAUCGCCAUGCAGCAGCUUUCCUCCCGCGUUUGCCCGCCAGGUGUGCCUUACCACCCCCAACAGCCUGCUCCCCCCCAUUUACCUGGCCCUUUUCCACAGGGUGCACACUCAGCAUCAGUUAGUGUGUCAACCCCCAAGCCUGCCUUGGGGAACCCUGGAAGUACACAGGAUAACAGUGAAAUACAAGAGCUUGGAAAUGACCGAGCAGAUCCCUUGCCUGGGCUCGAGAAACCACCAAGUGUUGGUGCCUCAGAGGGGGUGUACCUCAAACAACUACCUCACCCUACGCCUCCUGUACAGACCAACUGUAGCAGGCAGAGCUCACCACAAGAAAGGGAAGCAGAGGGCCCAGAGCUCAAAAACGACUCUGCAGCAUCUGAAGGCAACUGUCAGGCAACAAAGGGCAAAAAUACCUGGCCCUCGGAGAGUAGCUACACCAGCCCAGCAGCCCAGGGAUGUAUGAGGGACCUCUCCACUCUGGCAAAUAGAGGAGCGCUACCUGAAAAUGGAGUGGUGGUUGAAGCACCCCCUUGUGGAUCAGAGGAGAAGGGCCUUGAUGGUAGUGGUACAGAAAAGCCACUCUGCCCCAGAGGUAAAACAUUACAGGAAACCAUGCCAUGUACAGGACAGAACCCAGCUACACCUCCCAGUGCAGACCCCAGUUUGAUGGGAGGCACUGUCAGUCAGUUUUCUCCCUUGUAUAUGCCUGGCCCAGAAUACCCAAAUUCAGCUACACAUUACCACAUCAAUUCUGGCCUGCAAGGUCUGGGCCCUGUGAUGGGAAGUAAACCCUCAGUAUCACAUCCUCAGCAUUUUCCCCCUAGGGGCUUUCAUUCUAACAACCCCCAUUCUGCAGUCUUUCCCCGUUACCGCCCCCACCAAGGAAUGAGGUAUUCCUACCAGCCACCACCUCAGCCUUCCUACCAUCACUAUCAGAGAACUUCUUAUUACACAUGUCCACAGGGCUUUUCUGACUGGCAGAGACAUCUUCAUCCCCCAAGAAGCCCAAGUGGGCCCCCACCUAGUCAGCCUCAUCCUCCAAGACCCCUCUUCUCAGAUAAGAAUGCCAUGGUUAAUCUACAAGGCUGUGAGACACUGAAUGCUGCCUUAACUUCCCCAACCCGCAUGGACGCAGUGGCUGCUAAGGUCAUUGCAGCUGAUGGGCAGAACCCUGGUCCAGAGGAAGAGAAGCCAGAUGAAUCUAUGGAGAGGCCAGAGAGUCCCAAAGAAUUUUUAGACCUAGACAACCAUAAUGCAGCUUCCAAGCAACACAGUUCUUUGUCAACCAGCGAAUAUCUUUAUGGAACUCCUCCUCCACCUCUUGGUUCAGGGAUGGGGUUUGGUUCAUCUGUUUUCCCACCUCAUGGUGUAAUGCUACAAACAAGGCCUUCCUAUACACCUCAACGGCCGACCAGUCAUCUCCAGCCCAGGGCAUAUUCUUCCCCUGUGGCUGCUCACCCACCUCACCAUCCAGUAACUGCCCAGCCCAACGGCCUCUCUCAGGAGGGCCCCAUGUACCGCUGCCAGGAAGAGAGCCUAGGCCACUUUCAGGCUGUAAUGAUGGAACAAAUUGGCACUGGAAGUGGAAUAAGGGGACCUUUCCAGGAAAUGUACAGACCAUCCAGAAUGCAAAUGCAUCCAGUCCAGUCACAGUCCUCUUUCCCAAAGACACCAGCACCAGCAGCAUUGCAGGAAGAGCUGCCACCACAUAAGCCCCCAACACUCCCUCUUGAUCAGAGCUAGUCCAAGGAGGAAAUAACCCCUAAGGAAACAGAAAGCUGCACAUGAAGACUGGAACAUGGAGAAUUUGGGGAACAAUCCUCACCCAUCUUUAUUCCUGUCACCCUGCCAUGGCUCCUCACAGUGUACCAUCGCAUGCCAUCCAGGAGCUGGAGCCAUGCCCACAGCCCUAGAAGCACUCUGCUUAAAUAACACACAGUUUGCAAGGGUCCUAGUCAGAGAUCUCUUGCGUGUCUAAUAGCCAAGAACAAAUGAAUUGGAAUUAAUGAUGGCUUCCAAGUCCUGAGACUUGUUCAGGGAAAUCAUCUAAAACUUGGGAGGGGCAUGCAUAAGAAUAGAAUGGAGUGGUGCUUGUAAACUUUCAUGAGCAGCUAAACUCAGGUAUAUAUUUGGGGAAAGAACUACUCAUAGUAUUAAUGUCUUUGGAGUUGGGUCCAGUUUACAGAAUUUUCAUGUUGCCUUUUAAAAUAAUUUUUGUUGGUGGUGGUGAAUGUAUUGUACAUAAACUGGGCAGGUGGGUGGGGAUCUGGAAGAAAUGGAAGUCCUAACUGGUGGGCACACAGCACUGGAGUGAUCUUACCUGUUUACAAUUUCGUCACACUGAAUACUUUGGGAGCUAGAGAAAAGGGUAGAAAAGGAAUACUCUUGUAUGUCACUGUGUUUUCCUCAGUGGCCAGCUGUCCUUUAAGAGUAAAGGCCUUCUUUUCAAUCCGUCCAAGAGAGUUUUGUUCCACUGCCCCGCUGCUUAGUUUCUCAGUUCAGAUGCAGAGUGCUCUCAUGGCCUUCCAGAAGUUUCCACCCAGAAGCAGGCUGCCCUUGUGGCUGAUGGCGUAGGUCUUGGACUGGGAGAUCAGUGCCCUUCCUGGUUUGCCACCACAUCUACCAGAGUUGUAAACCAAUAUCACUAGAGUGUUUUCUUAUUAGAAGAGAAAAUGAAUCGUCCUCUUCACAGGCCUGCUGGAACUGUGAUCUGGAAGGCAUCACACAGAGCUUUCUGGCACAGAUCACAUUUUGUGGAAGUGACUACUCAGGUUUGUAUAUGUUAGUAUCAAUAAAGAAAUUGCACAGUUUUGAAUAGGAAAAAUGUAUUCUAUAGGUUUACAGUUUGAAUUUAGAAAUAUUUCACUAUAUAUAGUCCUUAUUUUAAGUGAAUCAUAGUAAAAUAAGUCAUGGUGAUUUAAAAUAGCUAUCAAGAACAAGUUCUUGGGAAUCAUUUUUCUUAUAUGUGAUAGGAAACAGUUUUACAGUAUUAAAUUACUUUAUUACAGUUAUAGAAGUGAAUUACACUGGGUGCUCCCUGUUUAGCAUUCUGUAUUUGAUUUUAGCUGAGAUGCCACCAAAGUUAGGGCUUAUAUGAAUAUGCCACAAAGAAAGAACAAACUAAGGAAAAUGCCCUGGAAUUAUAGAUUUUUGUAAAGAAUAGCAUAUUUUUUAACAUGCCUUUGGGAUAGUGGAAAAGCUACAGAGGUAUAUUAAUCUGCCCUAGUUACUUAUAAAUUCAUCUGUGUGGGGGCCAGUAGAACCUUUCCCUCCAAUUCUAACAUCCUUGAUGAAAUACUGAACUAUCAUGUUUAAAGUUUGCUAAAUAUAUGCUAUCCUUAGGAAAAGAAACAGAUUGGAAACAUUUAUGUUAUACAGAUGUACCCCAAGACACCAGCUCCAGUAUAAGGGAAAUUCAUACAUAUAAAGGUGUUCUGGUUGACCUGGCAUUGUGACUCACAGCUCAGGCAGGACUGAGAACUGAGUAGGGAACACAGAUGCCUCUAAGUCAAUGCACAACAAUACAAAUUCCUCUCAGACUUUAAUUUUAAAUUUGGCGUGCUUUUAAGUGGAAUGAGUUUUGAGGCUGUGUUCUCAUUUUAUCCUAAUACUUGUUAGUAACCUAUCUUGGGCAUAAUCUGGUUUAGAAGAAGGAAGAGGUCAGCAUUCUCUGCAGGAAGAGCAGAUUAGAAGGUUUGAGGAUGGGUCUCAGCCAGCCCUUGAGCUAGUUGUGGCAGAUGGCAUGGUGGAAGAAGUACUACUUCUGUUUCUGUGUUUGUGCAAAAGCAGGGAGGAGGAAAAGACCAGCUGGUCUUUACAGCUAGCUUAGGCCUGGCUAGACCUGGUCUUGGCCUAGAACAUUCUGCCACUGAUAGCCUUUCUGUUUUUGCGUAAAAGCAGGUUUGAGUGAGAGACCUCUGCUCCUCCCUGAACUAGGAGCAUGCUAAACUUAAGGCCUCUUGCCCUGGUGCUAAAGCUGUAGAGAUUGCUUUGUGCUGAACUCCUUGGGGCCUGGAUAGAAGUGAGCGAAAGCAGUAGUUGGCUGAUGUGUACCCUUUCCUUUGAGCCAGCUGUGUACACACUGCUUGAGGUAACCCUUUCUCCUCACUCUCCCAGACCCUUACCCCCUAUUGUUAGAAGCUGUGAACAGUAUAGGGGAAAAAGUCAGUCAAUUCUUUUAUCCUUAAUCUCCCUUCUUGGUAGGCAGAAAGGUGAGAAAAUAAGGAAAAUGAUAGGAAAUUGAACUACUGUAUUACAACACUGUGAACAAGGGCAACAGAUACAUCACCAGCCUUGCUGCAUCCUGUGUGGAAAUUUGGUUGUACAUUACAGGUACAGUGCUUCAUCCCUGUUUGUAUAUCCUGAGCUUUAACUGGUCUUUGAAGUAGAGAUCUGCUAGAAGUUGUCAGGAGCUGCAGGAGUGCACAUGGUAAACUGCUGUAGGCUGCUCGCCCACACAUUCCCCACACAGGCUCUUUUUUUUCUGACCUUUUUUUCUCCCUAGUACUCUCUUUCCAAGUGUCUUAAGGUGAUUCAUUUGCUAUCUUCUCCAUUAGGGAAUGAAUGGUGAUUAGGUGACAUGCUAUAACUAGAAAGUAGAGUGUAAGAAGAUCUGCUCUCAGGCUAGAAGGACUUACACACUGGAUCACUGCAGCCUGGUCAGGGUAUUGGCUCUCAGUGGUCCCCAAGAAGGACAGCUGCACUUUGUGAAGGAUGGGUCUCACACCUAUUUGAUUUUACAUUCAUGGCUAACCUUAAGUUGUUAAUAAGUUAGAAGCUCUUUCCGCAAGACCCAAGAGAAAUAAAAUAUCCAGAAAGAAAAGAAGAGCCUUUUGUAAAGUUGCUGGUUUGGGUUUUAUUUUCUCAGUCUGUUCAUUUGAAAAGUACCUAUUGUCUAAAAUUUAUUACAGUGUGUAUUUGGAGAGUAAGGAAGGACAAAAUAUGCAGAUUCUUGUUCAUAUAAUUUUUUCCACUCUACUUUUUAAAAAUAAGAUGUAAAGCCACUUCAUCUCUCUUUAGGUCAGGUUCUUCUGAUAGUGCAUAUGAGCUUACUAUUAACAGUUGUUUAUUCUCAGUAAGCCCAAGUCAGACUGCUCCCGAAGGGCAAGCUUUCCCAUGCCUAUCUUCAUUUUGUGGUUAUGAGAACCUUUAGACCUGUGGUUUGUGCCCUUUAGUCCAAUCAAACCUCAGCAUUUAAGUGUCACCUUGCACUAGCCUAGCCCUGUAACCUUGGAAGUGCUUGUCCUGACUAAUCAUUUGGUGUCUGUAGCACUUAUCUGCUGUAUUGUUAUUUAUACUAUUCCUUUGUUGGUUGAACUUUUUUCUUGCCUUUUUUCAGUGGACAUUCAAAUCUAUAAUAUGCUGAUCUUAAGACCUGAUUUGAAACUUCACAGGAAGUCUUAACCCAGCAGUCCCAAGGCAAGGACAAUUACAUAGUGUCAAGAAUCCGGACAUGCUUUCAGAUAAACUCUUUAAGGAAAUGAAAGGCUUAAAGUUUUCUAGCAUUAUUGCCCCCCUUUGUGCCUGUCAGUCAGUUCGCCCCCUGCCAGAUUCUUCUUGAAGCCCAGUUGCAGGAAUUAACUCUGUGUGUGAAAGUGAAGGACUCUUCAACCCUGACGCUUUCUGGGAUGCAGUGUUUCUGCAGACAGCACUCUGUUCAACACUGCAGUGAGGAUACUUGGAAUUUUGGUUGAGCAUGCAGAGAUUUUUACUCCAGGGCUCACAUUGCUGUCUAGGAACCAAGACUGAUUGAGCCUUUCUGUGUGAGAAGAACCCAGACCCCCAUUUUCUUUUUUGGUUGGUUGGACUCUGCCAUGCAUUCUUAGGACACUGAGCCGUUCUUGCUUUCCUUUUGGUAAAACAACUUGAGUGAACACUUUAGCAUCUCAUCUCUCGUAUGAAGCUGUGCACAAGCUUUGUCUGCACGCUGGGUGUUUAUUCCUCUCUGCUUCAUAGGACCUUUGUUAAACAGACUUUUGGAGAGGCUGUCUUCUGGCUAGUCUCUUUAAUUCUGCACCAGGGAUUCACUGAACCUUUAUGUAGAUAUGCCUGAUAAUUCCAUUAAUUGUCCUGUGCAUUGGGGUUGGAAACGGGGGUAUGGAUAUUUAGUAAGUUACUGAAAUGCUGAACACCCAUUCACACACUCUGUGAGACUCCUUUUCCAUAGCUGGGCUCGGGUCCCUCACCUUCCUGCCUUGCACAUAGCUCCUCAGAGCCCAGGCCAGUGUCCACCAGCCUGUGACACACAGGGUCAGGGAUUCUUUGUGCCUGCUGCAAAGGCUGUGUGAACUUUGUUGGCCAAUAUUGGAAAGGGGAAUGCUAUUUAUUUUUAUAGUGUAUAUUUUGUCGUGGUCUGCUGAUUCCCUGUUUCACUGAGAGCGACACUUACCUCAAUAGUUAGUUCAAUGUUGUGUUUUGGAUAAUUUUUGAAAAAACUUUUUUAAAAGCUUUUUGAUCCUUGGAGGUCUGUAGAUUUAUUUCCAUAUGAACUGGUUAUUUUGUAUAAAGUACAUUCUUAAAAUAGCAA
This is a messenger RNA of Miniopterus natalensis, 9191 nucleotides long. It is a transcript of the gene CECR2, whose product is annotated as CECR2 histone acetyl-lysine reader. Gene Ontology annotation, cellular component: CERF complex. Gene Ontology annotation, molecular function: protein binding. Gene Ontology annotation, biological process: single fertilization; chromatin remodeling. The record is from RefSeq and is a predicted model, not a curated record. NCBI's taxonomy places the organism in Eukaryota, Metazoa, Chordata, Mammalia, Chiroptera, Miniopteridae.